Messenger RNA from Papaver somniferum (opium poppy), 2264 nucleotides. RefSeq names its product sodium-dependent phosphate transport protein 1, chloroplastic-like. The coding region runs from base 62 to 1639 and encodes 525 amino acids. The record is from RefSeq and is a predicted model, not a curated record. Gene Ontology annotation, biological process: transmembrane transport. Lineage: Eukaryota; Viridiplantae; Streptophyta; Magnoliopsida; Ranunculales; Papaveraceae. The transcript has 10 exons. Gene Ontology annotation, molecular function: transmembrane transporter activity.
UCCUCUCCAAAAUAAAAAUUAUUCUAGUGGACUAAAGACAAUCUCAUUUUUGAAAGCAGCCAUGAAUGCGGGAGGGUUUCUUCUCCCUGCUGCAUCAACUUCAUCAUCAUCUCUUCAUUAUCGAAAGAACUACUUGAAAGAAUCAACCAGGGUUUCAAGUAACAUUUUCUGUUUUUCAAAUCACCAUGGGAAAAGAAUUCAGAGUUUUUCCCUUUUAAGACCAGCUCAAUACAACCAGCUUCAAAUAACUCUGAGGAAGAGUAUUUUGAGAGAAGUUGGUAGAGUUAGAGCAGAUGUGAAAUCAGAACCAUAUGAUAUUACAAAAGAUAUCAAGUCUAUUAAAGAUUCAGAAGAUGAGUUUGAUGGUAGUACAGUUCCAUGGUGGGAAGAGUUUCCGAAGCGUUGGGUGAUUGUUAUUCUAUGUUUUUCAGCUUUUCUUUUGUGUAAUAUGGACAGAGUAAAUAUGAGCAUUGCUAUCCUUCCCAUGUCGACGGAGUAUAAUUGGAGCCCUACAACUGUUGGAUUAAUCCAAUCUUCUUUUUUCUGGGGUUACCUUCUCACUCAGAUUGCUGGAGGUAUAUGGGCAGACACAGUUGGUGGGAAAGCUGUCUUGGCAUUUGGGGUAGUUUGGUGGUCUAUUGCAACAAUUCUUACACCUGUAGCUGCUCAGCUUGGGUUGCCUUUCUUACUAGUUGCUCGUGCAUUCAUGGGUAUCGGCGAGGGUGUUGCCAUGCCUGCCAUGAAUAACAUCCUAUCAAAGUGGAUUCCCGUAUCGGAAAGAAGUAGAUCGUUAGCAUUGGUGUACAGUGGGAUGUACCUUGGUUCAGUAUUAGGUCUUGGUUUCUCCCCUUUCUUGAUACACGAAUUUGGUUGGCAUUCAGUCUUUUAUUCCUUUGGCUCUCUUGGAACGGUUUGGGUUGCUAUAUGGCUAAGUAAGGCACACAGCUCACCUCUUGAAGACCCUCAACUUCGUCCUGCUGAGAGUAGGCUUAUUGCUCGCAGUAAUGUUGUUUCCAGUGGAUCUGUCGUGGAAAUUCCAUGGAAAUUAAUUCUAUCCAAAAGACCUGUAUGGGCUCUAAUAGUUUGUCACUUCUGCCACAACUGGGGAACUUUCAUUCUUCUGACAUGGAUGCCGACAUACUACAGUCAGGUUUUAAAGUUCAACCUGACAGAGUCUGGCCUUUAUUGUGUGUUGCCCUGGCUUACAAUGGCCUUUUCAGCCAAUCUUGGCGGGUGGAUCGCAGAUACACUUGUGAGUAAGGGAUACUCAGUCACUUAUGUCCGGAAGAUCAUGCAGUCAAUUGGAUUUUUAGGUCCAGCUUUCUUUCUAACUCAAUUGAGCCAUAUCGAUUCUCCUGGGGUGGCUGUUCUAUGCAUGUGCUGCAGUCAGGGAGCUGAUGCGUUUUCACAGUCUGGUCUAUAUUCCAACCAUCAAGAUAUUGGUCCUCGAUACGCGGGAGUGCUGCUUGGUUUGUCCAACACUGCUGGUGUACUGGCAGGAGUCCUAGGGACAGUUGCAACUGGUUACAUCUUACAACAUGGUUCUUGGGACAAUGUGUUCGAGGUAUCUGUCAGCCUGUAUCUGUUUGGAACUGUUGUUUGGAACGUCUUCUCAACUGGCGAAAAAAUCCUUGACUAAGUUAACAUUUGGCUCACCUAACAUUAACGCACUUUCUGUAGCAAGCUACACGUACUCUCGACACCUAGUGAAGCCUAAAGAAGAUAACAAAAGACUCUAAAGUAUAUGGGAGAAAAAACGGAGUCGAUACUCAGAAGAUUUGAUUCGCAAUGGUUGGAACUCGUACUGGAACCUCAAGAGAAGAGUUAUACACCUUCACAACCCCAAGAUCAAUGUAAAAUAACCAUAUCUAUGCCUAGACUUUGAAACUCCUCAUACUCCAAUGAAGUUCCAGACGGGUGCAAUUUUAGCGCGGUGCUCACUUCCAUCUCAUCCCGUCCAUCACAUUUCUUUGGCAAGGUACGUUUCAGUUACAACAAGGUCCUCAUGAUGGACCACAGUAGGAUACGAAAACAUGAAUUAAACAAUUUUAGUGCCCUUUGCUCGGGGUACUAAUUCAUCCUGUGAUAACUAAACAAACUUUAGUAUCACUUUUUUUGUGUUAGAUUUUGCAACAUUUACAUGAAAUUAUUCUGUAUAUUUGUAUUUUAUGUCAGCAAAGAUAUUAUUUGGCCAGAAAGUGAAGCAAUGUAGUAGUACACUUGUAAUUAAAUAUUUGACUGCAUCAAAUUCUUAUGUUUGGACG